Molecule: messenger RNA, 4373 nt
Organism: Panicum virgatum (switchgrass)
Lineage: Eukaryota; Viridiplantae; Streptophyta; Magnoliopsida; Poales; Poaceae
Product: multicopper oxidase LPR1 homolog 1-like
Exons: 5
Coding region: 2459-4219 (586 amino acids)
Molecular function (GO): oxidoreductase activity; copper ion binding
Source: RefSeq, a predicted model, not a curated record
AACUUAUUACUCAGGCUGCUUCUAGCUUCUAGCUACCUCUGCGGAUCGGACAAGCAUACCCCUAUCAUCGAUCUAUCAAACAUCUAACCACCGGAUAACGGGAACAGGAGAGGUGGAGGAAUUAAACCUAAAAGAGAUGUGCAUAAGUCUGACAGAGCUUCUCAGCAGCCCUCGCCCCCUCCAGAUCCAAGACAAAGGAAGAAAUUAGAAAUUGAAGUGGAAAAUGAUCUAUGGUUGAGAUACUGAGUUGAUAAUCCUAUAUCUUGUUGUCAAGCCCAAUUUGUCCUGUGUUUAUAAUUUUAUAUUAAGAUGUUGAGUUGUUUAUUUAUCUAUUCUUCAAAAGGUAUUCCAUGGACAUAUCAAUGAGUUCUUUAUAAGGUUUAGUGCCAACGUGGGGGAAAAGUCCUUUCAGUUUCUACAUUUUUUGCCAUUCUUCUAAAACUAUAAACCGAUAGUCAAAUGUCAUAUUUCUAGCAUUCUUCUCAUUGAAAACAUAAUUUGUUAAUUGGUGUCUAGAUGACCUCAACGGUGCUGGACUUAAAUUUGCAGAAAAGAUGUUCAGUAUCUAAUUAAACAACAUAUUCAGAGAAAUUCUAAAAAGGUAAGAUCAAAACUAUGAAUUGGUGCAGAACAUGAAUCUCAAAUGCAUUGCCGAUACUAAAAUCAAUAUCACUCAAUCUUAAAUAGCAUUGCAAACUCCUUAAAUAGCAUUGCAAACUCAACGGAAGCUCACUCCCAACCAUUUUGUCGAGCAUUAGGUAAGCAGCAUUGUCGCAAGGCGAGCAGCGUACAAGGAAUAGGAACGUACAACUUGGGAAAUCAGGUGUGCGCCUAGAAAUCAUCGGGGGUGGAGAAGUACGUAUGCACAACUGAACUGAAUGGCACGAAUUCCUCCAAAACAGGAAUUGGAAUCCCAGAAUCUUAGUCAUUUGAUUCAAUCGGAGACAAAAUUAGGGAGGAUGUGAGAGGAAGGCACUUUACUCUGAGAGAGGCUGAACGAGUAGGUGAGCACGCGGCGGAGGUUGCUGGGAAGCUGUUGCACGGCCUUCGUCUUGAAGAAUUCGCGUCGGCACCCUGCAUUCCCACAAUCCAACCUGGAACAGCAUCACGAAGGGGCGGCCGCCUUGCUGCUCCGAGCUUCACCAUCACCAGAGCAUUGCGAGGGAGGAGGAUGCGAACGGGCCGAGGUGGCUCAGGAAGACGAUGCGUCGGAUCUGCCUGGUGCGCGAGAACGUCAACUACUUCCAUGGCCGACUGGCGGAGGGGAGCCGGGACAGCACGACCGGCUCAAGCAGUGGUGGCGCAAGGGCGACGCAGACGACGGGAGCGGUGGAACGGAGCAGAGAUGGUGCGGCCGACUCGAGCGCCGGAGCCCGGUGGGCACGACGGAGGCUAGCGGCCAACGGAUGGAGAGAGGCGCGCUAGGCAGAGGUGGCCCGGGCUCCAGAUCAUUCGCGAGCGCCCGAUUCGGCUUAACGGGCGCGAGACCCGCGAGGAUCCCGAUCAGAUGGUUCAUGUCGCUGGAUAGCUUGAUCCGACGGCUAGAGAGUUAGCGGGUGACGUGGCUUUAUCGGGUGCCCGCUUCUGUUGUGGAAAUCAUAUAUAGAGAUUGUGGGUCAUUGGGUGAGACAAAAACUUGAUAAUCUAAAAUGGCAUCCCGCAAUAAUAAUAAUUUAGGAGGAAAAGUAUCUAGACUGAUAAUACCACCGUAAUUUAUUAGCUGACUUAGAAAAUAUCAUUGGACACCCAUUUGCAUGCAUCGGAAAAAUUUGUAUCUUAGCCAUGAAGAUUUAUUAGGUCGGUCCAGCUUUAUUUCUCCCCGAGUAGGUAGAAGGAGUAUCAAGCUUUUCUAAAAAAAAAUGUGUAAGCCAGCUGCCAUCGGCGUAUUCAUCGAUGGUCAAAAGAUUUGAUGCGAUGUGCAGAUGUCUCCUGUGCUUUCACCUAGUUUCCCCCAACUUUACUAGGGAGUGUGAUGUCAGCCUGUCACCAAAAUUUAGAUUGUUGAGGUUGUUUUAGGUGUAUCGACGCCAAACCUUGUGGUAAUGUGGUGUGCGUGUGCGUACUUGUUUGUUCGCCCUUGUUUAUCUGCUUUCCAGAGUAAGCCAUUUCAACCAAUACUAGAAAUAAUGCUUGCUCCAUUAGAUGUCUUCAUCCAUGCACGGCUCAAUUAACAAGUUCUUCUGCCCAUAACACUAGCUGUGUACUGCUUGCUUGUGAGUGCGUGCGAACAUCAAUUUGUUGCAUGCAAGCAACACCCAACUACCACUAACUACUUAGUCAGCUAGCGUAGUGGCAGCUCCACAUCAUCAGACAUUUGGAGUAGGAGGCCACGAUCCUGAUCUGCAAAUUUGGUUGCGCACGCGUGCAUGCUCGCCAACAUGUACGAGAUCGCCGCUAGGCGCUAGUGCUCAUCUCAAAAGAUCGAGGCAGCAAGCAACAGCUAGCCAGGCCGGCCGAAAUGGUCCCCGUCAGAGCAGAGGCGGUCGCCGCCGCUCUUCUCCUCCUCGUCGCCGCCGCCGGCGUUGCCGCGGGGUUCAGGACUGGGCCGCCGGUGUCGAAGGAUACCCUCGAGAAGGUGGCCGCCUCGCUGGAAAUGUACGUCGACGAGCUCCCUCAGAUGCCCAAGGUCCUCGGCUACUCGCUCAAGUACGGCCGCCCCGAACCGACGCACCUCACCAUCGGGAUGUACGAGAAGAAAUGGAAAUUCCACCGGGACCUGCCGGCGACCACCGUGUUCGCGUUCGGCACGUCGGCGGCGACCGCCACCUUCCCGGGCCCCACCAUCGAGGCCCUGCAGGGGGUCCCGCUGCAGGUGACGUGGGAGAACCACCUCCCCGACCGCCACAUCCUGCCGUGGGACCCCACGGUCCCCACCGCCAUCCCCCGCGCCGGCGGCGUGCCCACCGUCGUCCACCUCCACGGCGGCGUCCACCCGCCGCGGUCCGACGGCCACGCCAACGCCUGGUUCACCGCGGGGUUCCGCGAGAGGGGCCCCACUUGGUCGACGCCCACGUACGCGUACCCAAACGCGCAGUCCCCCGGCGUGCUCUGGUACCACGACCACGCGCUCGGCCUCACCCGCGCCAACCUCCUCGCCGGCCUCCUCGGCGCCUACGUCAUCCGCAACCCCGCCGCGGAGGCGCCGCUCGGGCUCCCCUGCGGCGACGCCUUCGACCGCGUGCUCGUGCUCGCCGACCGCAGCUUCCUCGCCGACGGCUCCAUCUACAUGAACUGCACCGGCGUCGACCCCCGCGCCCACCCGCAGUGGCAGCCCGAGUACUUCGGCGAGGCCGUCGCCGUCAACGGCAAGGCGUGGCCGCUCCUCGCCGUCGCGCGCCGCCGCUACCGCUUCCGCAUCAUCAACGCCAGCAACGCGCGCUACUUCAACCUCUCGCUGUCCAAUGGCCUCCCGUUCCACGUCGUCGGCUCCGACGCCAGCUACCUGCCGCGGCCGGCCUCCGUGACGCACCUCCUCGUCGCCGUGGCCGAGGCCUUCGACGUCGUCGUCGACUUCUCCGAGUCCGCGACCCCGGAGGCGGAGCUCGUCAACACGGCGCCGUACCCGUACCCCGACGGCGACGCGCCGAGCCGCCUCACCGGCAAGGUGAUGAAGUUCGCUGUCGAGCCCGCGGCGGUGCUGGACGACCGCUCCAGGGUGCCGGCGCGGCUGCCGGAGUACGUCGAGGUCGCCGAGGAAGAGGCGGCGGCGCAGAGGCGGUACAUCGUGCUGUACGAGUACGAGGACGCGGCGACGGGGAGCCCGACGCACCUGUACAUCAACGGGAAGCGGCUGGAGGACCCGGCGACGGAGACGCCGCGGGCCGGCACGACGGAGGUGUGGGAGGUGAUCAACCUGACGCAGGACAACCACCCGCUGCACCUCCACCUGGCGACGCUCCAGGCCGUGCGCGCGCGGGGGCUCGUCGGGCUGGAGGAGUUCAGGCGGUGCAUGGAGAGGCUCAACGAUGCGACCAGGUGCGACGUGGGGCGGCACGCCGUGGGGGAGGAGGCGGCGGUGCCGGAGCACGAGCGGACGUGGAAGAACGUGGUGAAGAUCGCGCCGGGGUUCAUGACGACGGUGGUGGUCAAGUUCCUGAUGGUCGAGACCGGCAGGACGUACCCGUUCGACGCCACGGCCGAGCCAGGAUACGUCUACCACUGCCACAUUUUGGACCAUGAGGACAACGCCAUGAUUCGGCCGCUGAAACUGAUCAAAUGAUAUGUUUCCUCCACUACUACUUGGGCAAAGAACUUUUACAGGCGAUCGAUAGCUCAUUAAGCUAGAAAAAAAAUUGUGGUAAGCCAAACAAGGCUUAAACCAUCAAGUGUAAAUUGGUUCCGUCACCAAUGAAAGAACAGAUUACAAGCCAAUA